UCAGAUCCCAAGCAAGAGGUUUCACAAGGAUUUUGAAGCUCCAGGAAUACUUGCAAAGAUCAUGAUAAUGUACAGCAUGGACAUUGUUGCAUGAAGGCAGGUGUUUCCAUUUAAACAAUUUUUCAUUACAAAAGCAUGUGUUGUAUGAAUUUAUGUUAAACAUUUGAGUUCCUACAAAAAUGGGUGAGAUGAAGAAAGAAGAUAUCGAGAAAUAUCUAGAAAACAACCCUCAGUUUGCCAAAGAAUAUUUUGACAAGAAACUUCGAAGUGAAACUGUUGGGGCUCUGUUUAACAACAAACAGUUGGUUUUAAAAGAUGGCGUCUCAUUUUGUGAGAUGAGCAAGAUAGAAGAGGCAGACAUUUUCUUGGAGCUGGUAAAAGAAAUACAAGAUGACUCUAACAUGGAGAAGAUUGUUCACAAAGUACUCCAGAGGCUGGCAUAUCUGCUGCAAGGAGACUGUUGUAGCAUGUUUUCGUUCCGGUCAAGAAACGGUGUUCCAGAGAUGGCUACAAGGCUCUUCAAUGUUACAAAGACCUCUAAAUUUGAGGACAACUUAGUAGCUCCAGAAAGUGAAAUUGUGUUCCCUUUGGACAUUGGGAUUGUGGGAUGGGUUGCUCAUACUAAGAAGUCCUUUAAUGUUCCUGAUGUGAAAAAGAACACCCAUUUUUCAGACUUUGCAGAUAAGCAAACUGGAUACACUACAAAAAAUUUACUGGCAGCGCCAAUCUUACUGGCAAAGGAAAUCCUGGCUGUUAUUAUGGUUGUUAACAAACAGAAUGCUGGUGAAUUCUCAAAAGAGGAUGAAGAGGUUUUCCACAAAUAUCUCAACUUUGUAUCUGUUGUUCUUAAAUACAAUCACAUCACCUACCUCCACAAUAUUGAAUCGAGGAAAAGUCAGGUGCUUCUUUGGACAGCCAACAAGGUGUUCGAAGAAUUAACAGAUAUUGAAAGACAGUUUCACAAGGCCCUUUACACAGUUAGGAUAUAUCUGAAUUGUGAGAGAUAUUCUAUUGCUCUGCUGGACAUGACAAAAGAAAAGGAGUUCUAUGAAGAAUGGCCAAUCAAACUCGGAGAAGUGCCACCGUACAAAGGGCCAAAGACUCCAGAUGGAAGGGAAAUCAUUUUUUACAAGAUAAUUGAUUAUAUUUUGCAUGGAAAAGAAGAAAUUAAAGUUAUCCCCUCACCACCAGAGGAUCAUUGGUGUCUUGUGAGCGGGUUACCAACAUACGUUGCUGAAAAUGGAUUUAUUUGCAAUAUGAUGAAUGCACCAGCAGAUGACUAUUUCAAAUUUCAGAAAGAAGCGGUGGAUGAAACUGGUUGGACAGUUAAAAACGUGCUCUGUCUACCAAUUGUAAACAAGAAAGAAGAAAUUGUAGGAGUAGCUACAUUUUAUAACAGGAAAGAUGCAAAGCCCUUUGAUGAAUAUGAUGAACAAAUUACAGAAGCUCUGACACAGAUCCUGGGUUGGUCUGUUUUGAACACUGACACAUAUGACAAAAUGAACAAACUUGAAAAUAGAAAGGAUAUUGCCCAUGAAAUGCUCAUGUAUCAGCUCAAGUGCACUCCGAAGGAACUUCAAAGCAUUUUGAAAACCAAGGAGAAAUUAAAUAAAGAAGUUGAAGAAUGUGAAGAGGACGAACUUCUGAAAAUAUUGAAAGUGGAGCUGCCAGAUCCCAUCACUGCUGAACUCUAUGAAUUCCACUUCAGUGACCUCCCGGUGUCAGAACACGACCUCAUCAAAAGUGGGAUUCGACUCUUUUUUGAGAUCAAUGCUGUUGACAGAUUUAAAGUGCCAGUAGAGGUUUUAACAAAAUGGAUGUAUACAGUCAGGAAAGGAUAUCGUGACAUAACCUACCACAACUGGCGACAUGGAUUUAAUGUGGGACAAACAAUGUUCACUUUGCUAAUGACAGGUAAGCUAAAGAAAUAUUAUUCUGACCUGGAAGCAUUUGCCAUGGUGGCUGCUGCAUUCUGCCAUGACAUUGAUCACAGAGGGACCAAUAAUUUGUACCAAAUGAAAUCUCAGGCGCCUUUAGCAAGACUUCAUGGAUCUUCUAUCUUGGAAAGACAUCAUUUAGAAUUUAGUAAAACUCUGUUACAAGACGAGAGUAUAAAUAUUUUCCAAACCUUGAACAAGCGACAGUUUGAAAAUGUGAUCCAUUUGUUUGAAGUAGCGAUAAUUGCAACCGACUUAGCUUUGUAUUUCAAGAAAAGGACUAUGUUUCAGAAGAUCGUUGAUACCACAGAACAAAUGCAGACAGAAGAUGAAAGAAUAAAGUACAUUAUCUGUGAUCCAACAAAAAAGGAGAUUAUCAUGGCAAUGAUGAUGACUGGAUGUGACUUGUCAGCCAUAACUAAGCCAUGGGAUGUACAAAGCAAGGUUGCCCUCAUGGUUGCAAAUGAAUUCUGGGAGCAAGGAGAUCUAGAGAGGACAGUUCUUCAGCAACAGCCAAUUCCUAUGAUGGACAGAAACAAAGCAGAUGAGUUGCCCAAGCUUCAAGUUGGUUUCAUUGAUUUUGUAUGCACCUUUGUAUACAAGGAAUUUUCACGGUUCCACAAAGAGAUUUUACCCAUGUACGAUGGGCUUCAGAACAACAGAGUUCAGUGGAAAACUCAAGCUGAUGUUUAUGAUGAGAAGAUGAAAAUUCUAGAAGAACAGAAGAAGAAGGAGGAAGAAGUAAAUGUCGAAAAUCCAGGUGAAGUCCAAGGUGGGGGGGAGCUAGUCAAAUCAAAAACCUGCACACUUUUGUAGAAAAGAAGAAUUCUGAGCCGGAGACUGAAAUGGUCAGCAAAGUUCCUUAAAGCAAGAAAUUCCAUGGUAGAAAAUUGAAGACUAACCUGUAGCAUGCCAGCUGGUGUUCUACUGCAACUUCCAGGGUUCUCCAAAUGAAUGCUGGGAUUUAACACAAGCUCAUGUAUCACAGGUCAAGUUGCACUGCUGGAAAAUCAGAUAUUAUUGUGCAACCAUCACUAAUUACAAUAGCAACUUUUGCCUCUUAACAAACUGUAGGUACCACUUACCAAAUAGUUGCCCGUAUAGCACAGCUAAGGCCUACAUUUGAAGGCCUUAGAAAACAUAUUAAAAUCAUAAAAUUUAAGAGCGUAAGGAGUGGUGGGAGUUUCUGAUGGAUCACAAUAAAAGGGAACAAACGACAUAAUCAUUUUCUAUACUGAAAACUAGUAAAGGGGUAGGCAGAAUGAGGAAAGAGAUAAUACUGGAUAGCUCGACUGGAUCUGCAGUUUGGGAGUACAGCAUAAAAGAUACAGAUAAAGAUUGUAGUUUUUGUUUUUUUAAAUUAAUUCUUUUCUUUGCGGCUAGACUAGGAUGUUUUUCACACCUGUUCUUGUAGUCAGACCCACAAACAAUAGCUAGAUAUGAAAUUUCUAUA
This is a messenger RNA of Xenopus laevis (African clawed frog), 3390 nucleotides long. RefSeq names its product cone cGMP-specific 3',5'-cyclic phosphodiesterase subunit alpha'-like (gene pde6c.L). Lineage: Eukaryota; Metazoa; Chordata; Amphibia; Anura; Pipidae. The transcript is spliced from 22 exons. Bases 180 to 2753 code for a protein of 857 amino acids. The record is from RefSeq and is a predicted model, not a curated record.